Sus scrofa (pig) is the source of this 3226-nucleotide messenger RNA. RefSeq names its product olfactory receptor 13C2. Gene Ontology annotation, molecular function: G protein-coupled receptor activity; olfactory receptor activity. Gene Ontology annotation, biological process: G protein-coupled receptor signaling pathway. Lineage: Eukaryota; Metazoa; Chordata; Mammalia; Artiodactyla; Suidae. The record is from RefSeq and is a predicted model, not a curated record. Gene Ontology annotation, cellular component: membrane.
ACCGCUGCGCCACGACGGGAACUCCUGAGCAUCUAUUUCUGUAUGUAUUCUGUUGUAGAUACUAGGACUGUGGAAGUAAACAAGAAAAAGUAGCUGCCUUAAUAAAGUUUACAUGCUAUUGGGCAAGCCAGAUAAUAAAUAUGACAGUAUAAUUUAGAAGAGUGAUGGAUUCAUUGAUAUACCAUGUGGUGUUUUGUGGCCAAUAAAAAUAUUUAUUCUUCAGUUACACACAGUAAAACACUCAUAUUAAUUAUAACCUGAAAUUAGCUCUUGUGAUGAGAAAUAUGACAAAAGCUCAGGCUUCAACAAGGAAGAUUUAUGUUUGGAUCUUAACUCUGUUCCAUACUUACCUUUAGUCAAGUUUACUUCAGAGUUCUGCUUUGAUUUAUUUAAUUGUAAUAUGUGGCUUAUAAUAAUUGUCUCCUAGAACUGUGAUGAGCCUGAAUAAAUUACAUGACAUAUUGAUUGUAGCUUGAAAUUAGUUUCUCUUCUCUUCCCUCUCUCUCUUCAUAUGUUAUUCUCUUCAGUCUGCUUUUCUUUGUUUUCUUCUUUAGUCCUUUCCAUUUUGUGUUUUUUUUUUGUUUGUUUUAAAUGGAAGUAUAUGAUGCUUGUGCAUUCAUAUACAUUUAAAAGUAAUCAUAGUAGAAGACAUAUUUUAUCUUUACAUAUUCUACUAUAUUGCAGGUAAAAGAGAAACAAUAAAAUGGAAUGGGAAAACCAAACCAUUCUGGUGGAAUUUUUUCUGAGGGGGCUUUCUGGCUACCCAAGGCUUGAGCUACUCUUUUUUGUGCUAAUCUCCAUAAUGUAUGUGGUCAUCCUCCUGGGCAAUGGCACCCUUAUUUUAAUCAGCAUCGUAGACUCCCACCUUCACACCCCUAUGUACUUCUUCCUGGGGAACCUCUCCUUCCUGGACAUCUGCUACACCACCACCUCCAUUCCCUCUACGCUGGUGAGCUUCCUGUCAGAAAGGAAAACCAUCUCCUUCUCUGGCUGUGCAAUGCAGAUGUUCCUGGGCUUGGCCAUGGGGACAACAGAGUGUGUGCUCCUGGGCAUGAUGGCCUUUGACCGGUAUGUGGCUAUCUGCAACCCUCUGAGAUAUUCUGUCCUCAUGAGCAAGGCUUCCUAUGUGCCCAUGGCAGCUGGGUCCUGGAUCAUAGGAGGUGUCAACUCUGCUGUACAAACAGCAUUUGUGGUACAAUUGCCUUUCUGUAGGAAUAAUGUUAUCAAUCACUUCUCCUGUGAGAUUCUGGCUGUCAUGAAACUGGCCUGUGCUGACAUCUCAGGCAAUGAGUUCAUCAUGCUUGUGGCCACGACAUUGUUCAUAUUGAUGCCCUUGUUGUUUAUCAUUAUCUCUUACACAUUAAUCAUUUCCAACAUUCUGAAGAUUCGCACUUCUGAGGGGAGAAGCAAAGUCUUCUCUACCUGCUCAGCUCACCUGACUGUGGUGAUAAUAUUCUAUGGAACCAUUCUCUUCAUGUACAUGAAACCUAAGUCUAAAGAGACACUUACUUCGGGUGACUUGAAUGCCACUGACAAACUUAUAUCCAUGUUCUAUGGGGUGAUGACUCCCAUGAUGAAUCCUUUAAUCUACAGUCUUAGGAACAAGGAUGUGAAGGAAGCAGUGACACAUCUAUUUAACAGAAGGUUUUUUAGAAAGUGAGUGGGAAAAGUAUUGGAUUGUGAACACAUUGUACAUUGUUGAAAUUUGAGAAUUAUGUUGGAUAUUUGGUUACUUCUUGUACUUUCAUGUAUUAUUUAAAAAAAUUCUAUAAUGACAUAGCAGUUCAAAAUUAUUGCAUGCUCAUUCUGAAGAAUUUGCAAGGUACAGGACAGUAACAUUAGGAAGAGAGAUAUCACCUAUUGUUCUAACAUUAGGAGAUGGCCGCUUUUGAAAAAUAUCUUUCAUAUUCUGUAUGAUUUACAGCAUUGGAACUGGGCAUUAUAUGCCUCUUUUGUUUUCUUUUCUAUACAACAUUAUUUCAUAGGGAACACUUCAUUAAAUCUUUCAAAAUAGUAAGUCUCUCCAUUGUGAAGAAAGGUAAUCAGAAAACUUCCAAACACUGUACCCACAUUUUCCAUGGAAUGUCUUAUGUUGUAGAUUCACAUUAACCUCCAAAUCACCCUAAGCUAGGAUAUACUAUUUUCUUGCUCAGUAUUUGGAGUUUUUCUUUUUUUUUUCCCUGUGUAAAUCUGAGAGCACUGAGCAUUUGGGACUAUUGAGGGAGUGGGUAAAUGGGGCUCAUGGGGGGGAGUCCUAUGCAAUCAAUCAAGAUGACCUUUUUAUUUCCUUAAAAGUUUUUUCCAGCCUAUAUGUUAGCUUUAGCAUAGCAAAAAUGUUGCAAAAUUAAAACUAAGUUUGAAAUCUGGUCUGCUGUUCUAGAUAAAAAUAGGGACAAGUGUUAGAGGGAUGUCGUAUCAGUGUGAUUUAGAAGCAGCCAGAUUUCUUUGAUAUCCUGAGGAAAUUCCAGUUUUUUUCCAAGUCUCAGAAUAUCCAAGCUCUUGAUAUUUAGUGUAGAUGUGCAUUUAUGUCCUCUUUUUUUCCUUUCUUGGCCAUCCUGCAGCAUAUGGAGUUCCUGGGGAAGGGAUCAGAUCCUGUGCACCACAGUUGUGACGUAUGCCCCAGCUUUGGCAAAGCUGGAUCAUUUCUUCCACUGUGCUGCUGUGGGGAUGGAACCUGUAUCCUGGUGCUGCAGACAAGCUGUGGAUCUCCUUGCACCACAGUGGGAACUCCUGCCUUUAUGUCUUAUCUCUGUUACUAACUAGCUUUGUGCUCCUAGUGCUAUGAGGAAGCACAAUGGUGACAUUAUCUUGAUUUUUCCUUGUUUUUCUCCUCAAAGUUUUACUCCAACUGAAGAAUACUUCUAAUUCACAGCCCAAGAUGAAUAAGAAAGUGUGUUUAGGAGUGAGCCAUGUUCUAGGAAAUCCAUUUGGCUGGUUACAUUUGAUAUUGACGGAUCUUUAAGUUCAGAGGAUGUUGGGCAUAAACAUUUUACCUGGAGAAAUAAGAAUUAAAUAUUUGCGGAAUUUGGGGCAUAUUCAUCUUAGUUUUUCAAGUUUACUGUUUAAUUUUAGUAGAAGGACUAUGAAACAGGCAUGUCCUAUAUUUAGUUACCUCUAGCUUCUAUCAUUGUUAUUCACAGAUCAAAUCUGAUGGCAAAGGCUGAGACCACUGGUGUAUCCGAUUCACACCCUGACAACACAGGCUGUAAGAACCUAUCUGUUCUCA